ACUUCAAAAACUUUCGACCUACCUGCUGCAAACGAUAAACGCGCUGUAAACACUCCGAACUCCGUGAAUAAACGCGAAUUAAAUGCCAAUUAAAUAAAUCUUUACAUGACGACUCCUGUUGGUUGCGGGCGAGUGCAAGGCGCGUGCUUAUCUGGUUGGAAAAAGUGCUGGACCCAAGAGACUGAAAACCGUUCUGAAAAUAGCCGAGGUGCGUAGCCCACGCCCAACAGAGUCGUCAACCUGGCUGGGAGCAGCAGCCUCACGAUUGAUCGCCAGCACUACCAAAAGACUGAAACGCCGUCCAGCCAGCGAGCCAAGGGGAAGAUGGCCAGCACCGGCGAGAUCUGGCUGCAGUGGUUCUCCUGCUGCUUCCAGCAGCAGCGCUCCCCCUCCCGCCGCCCACACCAACGCCUGCGCAUCGACCGGUCCAUGAUCGGCAAUCCCACCAACUUCGUCCACACGGGCCACAUCGGAUCGGCGGACGUGGAGCUGUCGGCCAACCGCCUCAACGCGAUCUCAACCCAGAUGCAGAGCAAGGGCGGCUACGAGACCAACUCGAUACACUCGCUGCAUGCCUGCUGAUGGAAGCCCCCAGUCACCUCGCGUAUCCCCGCUAUAAAUGCAUUUCGUGCAAUUUUUUACA
Drosophila subpulchrella is the source of this 643-nucleotide messenger RNA. RefSeq names its product CDC42 small effector protein homolog (gene Spec2). The transcript has 3 exons. Lineage: Eukaryota; Metazoa; Arthropoda; Insecta; Diptera; Drosophilidae. The coding region runs from base 325 to 582 and encodes 85 amino acids. Gene Ontology annotation, molecular function: small GTPase binding. Gene Ontology annotation, biological process: regulation of Rho protein signal transduction. The record is from RefSeq and is a predicted model, not a curated record. Gene Ontology annotation, cellular component: plasma membrane.